Messenger RNA from Lytechinus variegatus (green sea urchin), 2022 nucleotides. RefSeq lists its product as uncharacterized. The coding region runs from base 218 to 1267 and encodes 349 amino acids. The transcript has 6 exons. The record is from RefSeq and is a predicted model, not a curated record. Gene Ontology annotation, cellular component: BORC complex. Gene Ontology annotation, biological process: lysosome localization. Lineage: Eukaryota; Metazoa; Echinodermata; Echinoidea; Temnopleuroida; Toxopneustidae.
UUUUUUUGCAAUAUCUGGCGUUCCAUAGGAAAAAGACGAUGGCGAAAGAAGGAUUCUGACUAGAGUCUUGUUUUGAACUGUGAAAACGCAACUGUGAGAGCUCGAGAGUGAGGCGGUGAUGUACUAUUCGGGUCCAUUUAUCACACAAUGAAGAUACAAAUGAUGUGCUGAUGUGUUUUGAUGGUGUUUGACCCUUUAAUGAAGAAAGAUUUAGACAAUGGAUGAAUCAGAGUCAUCUGAUCCUCUACCAGCCAGAGGAGAAGCUGAAGGUGCUCAGAGUACAGAUGACCCAAUACUAAAAACUAAUAUGCAAAGUGAUAUAUGGGAUGGGGAAAAGAUGGAUAAAGAUCAUACUGUAGCAGAUGGAGAAAGGAGACUGGAUACUGAUCCUUUAGCAGAAGCAGCAAUGAAUAUCCUCAGAACUCAGAAGCAACCUAAAGAGCCUGAUGAAGAUGAUGCCUUCCUGGAUUAUGGAGACAGUGAUAGCAUAGGUAGUGGGAAACAUGUGGAACAUAUAGAUUGUGCCAUUGGUAGUGACCAAAAGCUUUCUGAUAUCUCAAAACAAUUAGAUGAUCUUCACAUAGACAUUCCAGAACCAAUGGUGAAGCUCAAACGAAGAUCAUCGUCUAUUGCAGAACUUUCAGAUGUGGAAGCGACUGGAUCUGUGGAGCGUUUUUCACCUCGAGAGGACCCUGUGGGGUCAGCCAUGGGCUCCUUACCUCUUCAUGGUACGCUUACCAGGGAAGGGGAAAUGGUAUCGUAUGUUGCUGAUGAUCUCCUAGAGAAAAUUCGUCAGAGUGUGGGUUCCUCCCAGUCCACCUCAGGGGCAACAUCUCCUGCUUACCCCACCACCAGUCGGAUGAUGCCAUGGGCAACCACCCCAACAUCAAUGACCUCGUCAUCAUCAUCAGCAACAGAGCUCGGAGUAGCAGUAGGUGCAUCUGCCAUGAUUCCACCAAUAGACCCUGAGGCUAUUCAAGAUCUUGAGAAGCAGUGUCACAUGGUUGCUGAUAAUCUUAAUCUUAUGCUGGGACACCUCUCAAAUAGCUUGCAUAAUAUGUCAGCCAUAACAGUAGGUCACAUACAAACAUAUCGAGAUGCAGUAGAAAAAGCUGGAAUAACAGUGGAUCAUAGUGUAAAGGCAAUGUAUGCUCUAAUGGCCAAAGUGGAGGAACUGAACUUUGCCAUGCCCAUGGUUUAUGAUCUUGCCAAACAAAUUAAAUCAAUCAAUAAUCAACUUGAUGAAUUGGAGAAUCUAUGUAAAUGAGAUUUUCUUGUUACACGUAUCUGGUUAUAUUAAGCUUCCAUGUUAUCACUUGGUUGGAUAAAGAUGGUUUAGUGCCACAAGGAUUAACUCUGAACUCUGAAGAGCUAUAUCAUGGAGCUGUGUCAAGACAUUUGUAAAAUUGUAGAGUUACAGGUUUACUAGACUUUACUAGAUUCAAACUACUGGAAUAUGGUACAUGUAAGCCCAUUGGAAUUCUAAAAUAUUCAAACAUUAACACACAUUGUUGCAAACUAACUUGACCACAAUUUAUUUAAUUAUUGAGCAUUGUAAAACCUUUGUUAAAACAGAGGGAAUUAUUUUGGCUAGCAUUUUAGCACUCUAUAUUCCAGUUGUUGGUUAAGUUAUGUGUAAAUUUACAAAUGUUACAUGUUCGCAUCACCUUCAGAUGUGCAGUGUAUACUAAAUAAAACAUUUGUAGUACGGCUUCAUAGUAGUGCAGUAAAGUUUGAUAUCACUUUUUUCUGCAUUUCAGCAUUUUAAUUAACAUAUUUCAAAGCAUAUUAUUGAAAACUCUACAAACCCAAUUUGACAUGAAACAGUAGCCAAGAGUCUGGCUAUUUGAAUGCCUUAUGAGCCCUAUUAUGUUUGAUAAGUGUAAAUUAGCUUGCUCCAUUGGAAAUGGCAAUUCAUUGCGAUUGAAUAAAGUAAUAAUAAUAAUAAUGUAGGAUAUUUAUAUUGCGCACAUAUCCACCUUGUCAGGUGCUCAAGGCGCUCCUAUAUUACCCGGCUAAGCU